Messenger RNA from Prorocentrum cordatum, 1470 nucleotides. NCBI's taxonomy places the organism in Eukaryota, Dinophyceae, Prorocentrales, Prorocentraceae. The record is from the annotation of a GenBank genome assembly.
AUGGCGGUGGGCGGUGCGAAUGUGGGAGGAGGCGAGGGACGCCUGGGGCGUGGGCGGCGGCCUCGACGAGCAGGCCUACGCGAGCGCCGCCAAGGCCCACUCGGACGGCCAGCUGUGGGAGGGCGCGCUGGCCCUGCUGCGGGAGUCGCAGGCGCGCGCGGUGCCGCAGAGCGCCAGCCUCUACAACGAGGUGCCGUGGCGUGCGUGCGGGCGCGGCAGUGGGAGCUGGCCCUCGCCCUCACCGAGGAGCUAGGGCAGCACGGCCUCUCCCCGGACAUGGCGACCGUCGAGAGGCAGAUGCGGGCCUUGGGCGUCGGUGGCCAUUGGAGGGAGGCACUUGGCCUCUUCUCGCAGCUCCGGCGGCAGGGUCGCACCGGCAAGCUGACCUAUAGCACGGCGCUCGGCGUGUGCGAGGAGUCUGGGCGCUGGGAGAGCGCGAUCCGGCUUCUCCACCUCAUGGACAGACAGCAGCUCGCCAUGGACUCCGUGACCUGCCAGCAGGCGGUCGCAGUGUGCCAGAAGGCCGGGCGGUGGGAGCACGCGAUCCAGCUCCUCGGCCUGAUGGACCAGCAAAAGGUGCCCCUGGACGCCGUGACCUGCGGUCGCGUGGUCGCCGCGUGCCAGCAGGCGAGGCAGGCGGGCCCGGCCCUGGACGUGCUCAGGGAGAUGCAGCGGAGGGAGAUCAUUCCCGGGGCGGGCGUGUACGAUAGCGUGAUCGUAGCCCUGGAGCAGACCGCGAGCGAGGACAGGGGGAGCUUUGUUCCCGCCAGCCCAGCACCAGGGCUGCUGUCGGAGAUGAGGGAGAGGCAGCUCAUCCCGUCGCAGGCCGCGUAUCAUGCUGUCAUGAGGACGCACGAGAUGGCUCGCGAGGAAGGCCCAGCGCUGGAGCUGCUGUCAGACAUGCAGACGGUCCGCGUCAGCCGGGACACGCGCACGUACCGCUCCUUGAUGACCGUGUGCGGGAAGGUUGGCAACUGGCGGAGGUCGCUGUCCCUGCUGGACGAGAUGAGGGCGGACGGGCUAUCGCCCAACGGCUUCAUCUACGAUGCAACCAUCACCGCUUGCGCCUGUAAGGCCAAAUGGGAGCACGCGCUGCGGCUGUUCUCUGAAGCACUCUCUCGCGCGUCAGAGUCGAAGGAGGACCCCUAUUGGUUUAGCAGCACCACCAUCCGCGUGGGCUGGAAAGUGGAAGUGGGCGCUGUGGGUGCUGGGAGAGAGGACUCGCGGCGGGUUUCUGCCCAACGCCGUCCACUAUUACUCGGCACUAUUCGCGUGCAGGAAGAGCCACCAGUGGCGGUGGGCCCUAUCCCUGCUAGAGCGCAUGCCGGCGUUGUCUUUCACGCCUGCCCAGCAGGCGCUCGCCAUGAAGCAAACGGGUCACGGGGAAACGGAUGUUGGAGUUUGCUGCCGUUUUCGGGCUCUGGGGGGCCUCCACGGGUCCCAGGACUUUCGGAAAGCGACUCAGGAUGA